AUGGAUAGAAGCUCUGCCGUCCUCACCUGUCCGGACUCUGAUGCGCCGUCACCCGUCCCGGUUCUGCUUCCCCCUCACGUGUCCUCUCCCGGGCGGCGGCGCGCUGCGGUCACAAUCGCCGGUGGCGUCAGCGCGGGCGGUGGCGGCCGUGGCCCAGGCAGCGCGGCUGUCCGGCGGCGGAGCGCAUGGGCGGCGCGGGCCGUGAGCUCGCGCGCGCCGCACGUGCUGGUGGACCCCGCGCCCGCCAGAACCAUCGUGGUGCUGUACCGCAACGGGGACCCGUUCUACGUGGGCCGCAAGUUCGCGCUGUCGCGGCGCCGCGUGGCCACCUUCGAGGCGCUGCUGGAGCAGCUGACUGAGCAGGUGGAGGCGCCCUUCGGUGCGCGGCGCCUCUUCACGCCGACGCGCGGGCGCCCGGUGAGCGAGCUGGACGCGCUGCAGGCCGGCGGCAAGUACGUGGCGGCCGGGCGCGAGCGCUUCAGGAAGCGGGAUUAUUUUAAUAUAGUUCCCAGCAAACCUGCAAAGAUGAGAAAGUUGAAGUAAAUCAAGCCUUUGGUACAUUGUGACAUAAACGUGCCUCCCAGGUGGCAAACAUUCCAUCGUUUAUCCCGACAAAUCAAUGUUUUCACAAAUGGAAGAUUAUUUAUCCCACCUGUAAAGAUUAUUAUACCCAAAUUCAGCCUGACGGAGUGGAACUGCGUGCUGGCCACGAUCAGAGAGAAGGUCUUUCCUCUGGGAGGCGUUCGAAAAUUAUUUACAAUGAAUGGGCAUCUUCUGGACAGCUCAAAGGAUCUGCAAGACAACCAGUUUUACGUUGGGGCAGGACUGGAGGCCUUCAAGUAUUUCCCUUAUUGGAAGUCCCCAAAGGUCCCUGGUGAAGUCUAACAAAAGUACUCCGACAUUGAGAAGUAUUCACGAAGAAAGAAAAAAGAGGAUCCCAAGGUGAAAGAAACUCAUAAAUAUGACAACAUUCCACCCAAAGCACUGGAUUCUAUUUUUUAUGCCAAAGAAGGAAAGAAGAAACCAAAGGCAGAACCUUUAAUCCAAAGCGGGGCAGAUGGUGCCGUGUAUGAAGCCCAGGCUCCUAACAAGGAGACCCAAGGAGCACCAGAAGUUAUGGGGGCCCCGGAUGUGCAUGUGGAGGUGCCUGUGGCCAGGUGGAAACCAGCCAAGAUAGUGAAAGAAGAGACACAUAGUCACAUGCCUAAUUUUGAAAGCAACAAGAUGCUGGAGGAGGAGCUGCAUGUCCACCUGAGACCCGGGCGGGGGCCCCUCCUCCUGGGUGCCUUCGCCACUGCGUUAAAGCACCGGCCUCCCAGGCUUCGCGAGGAUCGCGUGAGCCAGUCGGACAAGCACAGGCCCACGACCUGCGGCGGGCGGAUGUCCAUUUCCAGGAUUCCCGUGACCCGUGGCGCCCACCAGCGCCUUGGUUCUUUGUUGGAGAACAAAUACGCUUUGCGGGCAUAG
Lipotes vexillifer (Yangtze River dolphin) is the source of this 1467-nucleotide messenger RNA. It is a transcript of the gene DCDC2C, whose product is annotated as doublecortin domain containing 2C. Gene Ontology annotation, cellular component: microtubule; microtubule organizing center. NCBI's taxonomy places the organism in Eukaryota, Metazoa, Chordata, Mammalia, Artiodactyla, Lipotidae. Gene Ontology annotation, biological process: intracellular signal transduction. The record is from RefSeq and is a predicted model, not a curated record.